CAACCUUAGCCUUAAAAGUAGUUAGCGAGCUAGCAUGGGGCGGGUCAAAGGCGCCGCUGUGAUAUUUGUUUAAUAAAGAAAGAGGAGAAAAAGUUUGCAAGGGGGUAAAAGAGCCGAGGGAAAAGUGUCCACGGCCGACUGUUCCUGCCGCCUCCCUCGCACAGCGCUGAGGGUCUCCAGCCGUUGUCCAGCCAUUGGCGGUGGGUUGAAAAGCAGCUGGAUGUGACAGGUCCGACAUCAGAUCAGAGACAGAAAGUGCCUUUUGAGACGACAUCCCUACUUGAAGAUUUUGUCCGAGGAGCUCCAGAUAUUUCUCUGCAGCCUCUGUUUGGUUGUCGCUUAGCUUCAAGUCCUGUUUCGUCCCCCGUCAGCUUUCUAGGUGUGAAUAAACCCAAGCGAAAGCUGACGCCUUCUCUAAACCGCUGGCCAGAUUGCUGAAGCAUAAAGGCGCUUCGAAUCAAAGAGCUGCAAACUUUGUGUUGUCCUAAAAUGUGCCAUUGUAUCUUAAAAUAGGGCCACCUUUUACUCCUCAACACCCACCCUCGGAAAAAAGAUAUCAUCUUUCAUAAAAGGGACGUUUUAAGGACAGUGGUGCAGCCUAAACGGGUCGUCUCCAGGCAUGCCUGCAUCUGCGUCUUCAGAGAUCUGCAGAUGAGUUUUACUGGUUGCUGAUCAAUCAGCCUGACUGAGAAAACUCCACAACAAAACAACUGUUCACUCUCAUGCUCAGGUCUCAGAGACUUAACCAUCAGAUUUCCUCUUUUUUUUUUUUUUUUUUUGGUCUGCAAGGACAAAGCACCUUCACCGACCUGAGGCGGGUUAUUUUUAGCUACAUGUUCCAUCGGUUUUAGCUCUUGUGCAUUAGAUUUUUUUUUUUUUUGCUUUGUUUGUUUGUUUUUUUAAUCCACUCCGCUCAGGAUAGCUUCCUCCCUAAAGCGGGCAGCUCCUCUCCUUCCCCAGCUCCACAGCCAUCAACCCUCGACAUGGCUCUAAACAUAGCCUCUAUACGGGACACAAAAUGGCUGACCCUGGAAGUGUGCCGGCAGUUUCAGAGAGGGACGUGUUCGCGCAGUGACGAGGAAUGCAAAUUCGCCCACCCGCCCAAAAGCUGCCAGGUGGAGAACGGGAGGGUGAUUGCCUGUUUUGACUCGUUAAAGGGGCGUUGCACGCGAGAGAACUGCAAAUACCUCCACCCGCCCGCUCACCUGAAGACUCAGCUGGAGAUCAACGGACGGAACAACCUGAUCCAGCAGAAGACCGCCGCUGCCAUGUUGGCUCAACAGAUGCAGUUCAUGAUCCCCGGAACCACCAUGCAGCCUGUGACGUUUCCAGUCAGUCAGGGCCUGGGAUCCAGCGCCGGUUUAAGCUACACACCUUAUCUGACCCCGAUGUCCCACGGCAUGGGCCUGGUUCCCACAGACAUUCUGCCCAGCGCGCCCGUCAUCGUCCCCGGCAGCCCGCCCGUCUCUGUGACGGCCGGUUCCUCCUCCAACCAGAAGCUUCUGCGUGCCGACAAGCUGGAGGUCUGCCGCGAAUUCCAACGGGGCAACUGCGCCCGCGGCGAGACGGACUGCCGCUUCGCUCACCCGAGCGACAGCCCCAUGAUCGACACCAGCGACAACACGGUCACCGUGUGCAUGGACUACAUCAAGAGCCGCUGCUCCCGCGAGAAGUGCAAGUACUUUCACCCCCCGGCCCACCUGCAGGCUAAAAUUAAGGCCGCCCAGCACCAGGCCAACCAGACGGCUGUGGCUGCCCAAGCUGCGGCCACAGCUGCAGCCAUGACUCAGUCGACUGCCAAAGCAAUGAAGCGACCCCUCGAGGCAACUGUAGACCUGGCGUUCCCCCACGGUGUCCUCCAGCCCCUACCAAAGAGACCAGCACUUGAGAAGAGCAACGGAGCGAGCUCUCUGUUCAACCCCAGUGUUUUGCACUACCAGCAGGCGCUGGCCAACGCGCAGCUCCAGCAGCCUGCUUUCUUUCCCACAGGGUCAGUGUUGUGCAUGACCCCUGCUAGCAGUCUUGUCCCAAUGAUGUACAGUGCUACGCCUGCUACUGUCUCUGCAGCAACAACUCCUGCCACAAGUGUCCCCUACGCAGCAACAGCACCAGCCAAUCAGAUCAUCCUGAAGUGAGCGUCGGGAGCGAGAUGGAACGUCACGAAGCCGCACUAGGAAGCCCAAAACAGCCCCUCUGUAAAUACUACCUUGCCUCUCCCCCAGAGGUCCAGCAACCUGCAUGCUAAGAGUGUAAACACUUCAAUUUAACCACGAGGACUGCAGUGCCGGUGUAACUCACACACAGUAAACAAAAGAUAUAUACAUAUAUUAUAUAUAAAAAAUAGUGUAUGUAUUGUUAGAAAACGGAAUACGCACAUGAAAAGUCACAAUUAUUCUUAUGUAUAGUGCAUACAUAGAUACACUAUAGCCACAGUGGGAUCUCUACUCUUGUUUUAGAAAACCCUUUAGUAGGUUGAAGAAGGAGAAUGGAGGAGCACCUACACAGCCACACCCUUUUUGUUUAGCUUUUUUAUUUCAGAAGAGAUCUUUUCUCCCUCUUGCUGUUUAUUAAUUAUCACAGCCCCCCCCAGAAGCUGAAGCUCUUGCAGACAUUUUAUCCCUGGAAACAUCUUGCCAAAGCUGCGGCUUGGAUAAGGAUGCCAUAGAGCACACACCCUCCAAAUUCCAUCUUGUUUUCUCUCCCCCCUCCCUCCCCGUUGCUGCAAAGUCAACCUGCUCGCCCUUUAUUUGCUGUGAGGCCAAUCCAGCUUGUUUGCAUGCAGUCAAGACCGGAGAAUCUAAAGGCUCGAGCCUGUGCCAAGGGCUUGACGAAGCUGGAGGGUGAACUUCAGACAUGCCAAGCCUUCUGUGUACGUGCGACUGUGUGCGUUGUGUGUGUCAUAUCAGGAAACUGAUGGUCUGCCGGCAGACUGCGACUUUAAGCGAGGACUUGCAAAAGAUGGUAACUCCAAACCUGGUGGAAGAGUUUCUUCUUCUUCUUUUUUUUUUUUAUGAAGUUUUAGGACCGGGGGACAUGUGAGGGACUUAAGUGCUAAAUCUAAAUGAAAACAACACAAAAAAAAAAAAGUUUGUAAAAAAAAAAAAAAAAUUACAAAUUAAAAAGAAAACGGUGCAUUUGACAACAUUCGUCAAGCAAAAAGAUGACUUGAACUUGAACUGGAGGGCUAUCUGUGACCGUCGGUUGUCCUGUCCAACCCUACUAUCACCGAUAAUCCUGUUUCCAUUUUAGAAAACUGUAGAAGUGCCUAAAAAAAGAAAAUAAAAACAAAAAAAAAAGAAUUUCAAAAAAAAGCUCAUCGACGACACACUAAACACCCAGGGCUGGAUCACUAAGAGUCACAAAAACCACCGGCUGAUAAAACCGUAGGGACUCUUUUGGGGGGUUUUUUCGGGGAAAGACAUUACACUAUGUGUUGCUAGGAAACACCUGCCUAGCAACCGCUCAUUUUACAUCACAAGUGACUUUACUGAAGGAAGAGAGCUUGGAGGAUCGACAAAUCAAAACUAGCUUUGUAGAAUGUCUGGUGACGUUUCAACGGUGUAUCCGUCGUUUCUUACAUGGGUUUCAGUAGUUUACAUGAGGAACGUGAGUGAGAACACAUCGUAUUGUAAACUGUGUAAUGUAUGUAAAGUGUCUGUCAUUUUGAAAGUUUCUAUUCUAGAAAAUGUAUUCCGACUUAUUUAAAGAAGUUGUGUUGUGUCUACUAUCAAGGUGUGUUUGAACCUUCGCCUCCCGUAAUGAACGUUCACAUAUAUCUUUUUUUUUUUAUGGCCAAGAUCAGAAAAAAAAACUAAAUUAUUUUGGUUUUACUUUUUAGGUUUUUAUUUUUCUCCAUUUGAUCAAAAGUUCUGGCACGAUCUGAUGGUGCUUUGAUCAACACUGACAAUCCACAAUCAAAACAGUUUGUUUUCACGCACAUUGUGACCUGUUUGUACCCUGUAGCCGCAAUAAGCUAAUAACGGCAGAUAGCUGGCUUUGAUCAUUUUAAAUGGAAUAAGCCCAAUAACGUAAUAGGUCGGCAAAACUCCUAUGAAGCUUUUGAGCCAAUAACAUAUUCUUCUUUUGUAUUCAAUUAAAAGUGUUCCUCCUGCAUUCUAUCACGUUUCACAAAGUGAUCUAACUACCAACUACGCUUCAAAUAAUUUAAAUUGUCAUGGGUGCAUGAAAGCAUGAAUCUAUGCAUGAAUUUCUUAUUAAAUAUACGUUGCAAACUAUAAAUAUUUUAACAUUGGCUCUUAGAAUCAGCUGAUCUUAAAUUAACAAACAUGACCCUUAUGUAAUCCACUACAUAUUUUCCUAAACAGCACAAACGCAGUAAAUUUUUAAGAAUUACAGUUUUAUUUAUGUGUUACUAAAUGUAUGUGUUACUAAAUUCAGCCAUAUAUAUAUAAAUAAUAUAUAUGUAUAUAUAUUUAUAUUUUCAGUUUAAGGAUGCCCCCUAAAUUAAUUAUCUCAUUUUAGUGAUAGUAUAUUAAAGGUUUCGUGUGGAGAAGAAUAUUUUGAAUUAUAUCUGGGUUAUCUAGACCAUUUUGUGAUGCAAUAAUUAACUUUAUUUUCAUGCAAUAACCCACCAAAAUACAACCCUGACUCAAUUUAGACCCAUAUGUUAGCUCUGCUGCCCCCUAGUGGUUAAAAAAUGACAUUUUAUGAAGAAAAAAACAUUUAUUUAUGUUUGUAUGGAAAAUUUAUUUGUUUUCUCCUUUAACAGAUGCUAAAUUGAGGAAACUGUUUAUUUAAAUUGAUAUGAUUAGUCAAUGGUCUCACUCUGUGAUGCCUGAAUAAAGUAUAUAAAAUAAAGAGGUUUGUGUAGGAUUAUACAUUAGUAACUUUUAAACUGAAACUUCUAAACCAUUUUAUGAAAAUCUUGUCCCACCAGCGUUAAAGUAGGCAAAAAUAGUAACUAUUUAAAUAUAAAUGAAGGGAAAAAAAGGGUCAAUAUAUGUUAGUGCUACUCCAAUAGUUAUGUUAAUGGUUCAAAAUCCUCAUUAAAUUAUGUGUUCUUUAGUCAUUAUGACAUUUAAAAUUGGCAGAAUUAUUAUGCUUUUGUAAGGUAUUACGUUAUCGGUCAGUAUUAGCUUAUUAGCUGCUACGUACCCUUUUUUUUUAAGGCAGUAAAAUGACCUGUUUUGUUGUAACUUAUCUUAAGUAACGUGAGAUUUUACUCAAAAACGAUGUUGUAAACUAUUCUGUUUUGAGAUGAAUGUAAUUUAUUGAGCUGUGCAACGUUUCUGCACGGGUCGGUCGUUUUUUUUUUUUUUCUUCAAAGAUCGAGCCCUCCGUCGAGUCGGCAGACAAGAAGUCACACGGCAGCAGGAGGGGGGGGUGGCGUGAGCCCGAGAAUGCCCGCGCCUAAAACGGAACUGGAAACACCCCUGGAUCUUUCUCGCCUUCUCAACGAGGAUGAAAAUGAAAAUUUUGAUGUCAGGAGCGUUAAACAUAUUACUAGAGUUGCUUGUGAUAUCGGAGGAAUAAAAUAAAAAAAAAAAAAGAUUAUUGUAUAGAUGACAUUUUAUCGAGAGGAUUAAAAAAAAAGUGAAAAAAAUUUAAAGAAAAUUUUGAAAAAGAUGUACUUUUCACUCUAGUAUGAUAGUAUUUCAUAACAAUAUUAAGUUGUUGCGGUGGCAACCAAAUGUUGCAGUUACUAAAGUUUGGUAUUUUUGUAAAUGACAUUGUUAAGUUGAUUUUUUUGUUCAUUUGUUCUGUUUGUUUCUUUUUUUGCUAGAACACUGUACACAAAGUAGAUUGUAAAGCAAUGAACAUUUCUUAUUCUUCGAUGAGAAUAUGAGAGUGACCUGAUAUUUUCAUUAGCAAA
Cyprinodon variegatus (sheepshead minnow) is the source of this 5833-nucleotide messenger RNA. RefSeq names its product muscleblind-like splicing regulator 2 (gene mbnl2). The transcript is spliced from 10 exons. Gene Ontology annotation, molecular function: metal ion binding. The coding region runs from base 984 to 2135 and encodes 383 amino acids. The record is from RefSeq and is a predicted model, not a curated record. NCBI's taxonomy places the organism in Eukaryota, Metazoa, Chordata, Actinopteri, Cyprinodontiformes, Cyprinodontidae.